AUGUUCAUAGUCAACCUUUUAACAAUAAUUGUUCCCAUCCUCCUGGCCGUAGCCUUUCUAACCCUUAUUGAACGAAAAGUAUUAGGGUACAUACAACUCCGCAAAGGACCUAACGUAGUAGGCCCUUAUGGUCUACUACAACCCAUAGCCGACGCCCUAAAACUAUUUAUUAAAGAACCAUUACGUCCCCUCACAUCCUCCCCAUCCAUAUUCAUCAUCGCACCAAUCUUAGCCCUUACUCUAGCCCUAACAAUAUGAAUCCCACUGCCAAUACCUCACCCACUAAUCAACAUAAACCUAGCCGUACUAUUUAUGCUAGCCAUAUCCAGCCUAGCCGUAUAUUCUAUCCUAUGAUCUGGCUGAGCCUCAAACUCGAAGUACGCACUAAUCGGAGCAAUACGAGCGGUAGCACAGACAAUUUCCUAUGAAGUUACACUGGCUAUCAUUCUUCUAUCCGUGCUACUUCUAAGCGGGUCAUUCUCACUAUCAACACUGAUUAUUACCCAAGAACACACAUGACUCAUAUUAUCCUCAUGACCACUAGCCAUAAUAUGAUUUAUCUCCACGUUGGCCGAAACAAAUCGAGCCCCAUUUGACUUGACCGAAGGAGAGUCAGAGCUAGUCUCCGGAUUCAACGUAGAAUAUGCAGGAGGACCAUUCGCCCUCUUCUUCAUAGCGGAGUAUGCCAAUAUCAUCAUAAUAAACACCCUAACGGCCAUCCUAUUUAUGGGAGCAUUCCACGACCCCACAAUACCUGAACUAUAUACCCUCAACCUAAUUAUUAAAACCCUGCUACUAACAGUGUUUUUCCUAUGAAUCCGAGCAUCCUACCCACGAUUCCGAUAUGACCAACUAAUACACUUACUAUGAAAAAAUUUUCUACCCCUCACACUGGCUCUGUGCAUAUGACACGUGGCCAUACCAAUUACCAUAGCAGGAAUUCCACCACAAACAUA
Molecule: messenger RNA, 956 nt
Organism: Pteropus alecto (black flying fox)
Lineage: Eukaryota; Metazoa; Chordata; Mammalia; Chiroptera; Pteropodidae
Source: the annotation of a RefSeq genome assembly